AUGGGAGUCGCUGGAUGCUCAGAAUGCUCCCACACGGGCACUAGCGGACCGGCCACGUGUACAGAGUGUCAAGCAGGGUUCGUUACGAAGGACAGUGCAUGUGUGAAGUGCGGAGACGGCUGCUCUGCUUGCUCAGCUGAUACUCCGACUCAGUGUACCGCCUGCGUUGAGGGGAAGUACCUGAAGGAUGGUAACACUUGUGUAGAUGCUGGUGGAUGUGACAAUGGUAACUAUGCGGACAAGAAGACCUGGACCUGUAAGGCCUGCAGUGAGAUACAAGGAUGCACCGCGUGUGCAUACGACGACGCCACGGGAAAGCCGAAGUGCACCGACUGCGGUAGUAAGACGGUCAGAGACGAGCUGGAUGGGACAACGACCUGUGUUGAUGAGGCCGAGUGCAAAGUGGGCAAGACGCACUUCUACGACGCCUCGAAGUGCGUGCAGUGCGGCGACAAUGGUAAGGGCGGAGUCCAGAACUGCAAGCUGUGCACCGCAAAAGGCACCUGCGAGGCUUGUGUCGACGGGUAUAAAGUCAACGGAAACGCCUGCGAGGCCUGCACAGGAAACUGCGCAGAGUGCGGAACAGCGGGUCAAAUCAACACAUGUACAAGAUGCAUGCCGGGGUACUUCCUUAAGGAUGGCCCGCCUAAGACAUGCGUUCUCUGUGAUGACGAGACAAGUGGGAUUCCAGGCUGUGCCGAGUGCACAGGCGGCGUGGGGUCCCUCAAAUGCACUGAAUGUAAGCCCAACUACAGACCCAGCGGAGAACCUAGCGACCUCACAUGUACAAAGACCUGUGAAGAUGAGACUGCAUGUGGAGGGACAGCAGGGGCCUGCGACGCCAUCGUGGUCGGCAACGACGGCAGCAUGCUCUCUUACUGUUCAAAGUGUGUUGGCGCCGGCUAUGGCCCUAUUAAUGGGAAGUGCACCAAUGCACUUGCAGGUAAUACCUGCGCCGAUGGCGUAUGUACGCGGUGCACCAACAACUACUUCCUCUAUAUGGGUGGUUGCUAUGAUGUGUCGAAGGCUCCUGGCAACCUCAUGUGCUCUGCGGCUCCAAGUGGGUUCUGCACCACACCGGUCGGGCGCUACUUCAAGAUUCCCGGGGACUCUGCUGCUCAGCAGAAGAGAGGAUGA
Molecule: messenger RNA, 1137 nt
Organism: Giardia duodenalis
Lineage: Eukaryota; Fornicata; Diplomonadida; Hexamitidae
Product: High cysteine protein
Exons: 1
Coding region: 1-1137 (378 amino acids)
Source: RefSeq, a predicted model, not a curated record